Molecule: messenger RNA, 2629 nt
Organism: Perca fluviatilis (European perch)
Lineage: Eukaryota; Metazoa; Chordata; Actinopteri; Perciformes; Percidae
Gene: pla2g4ab
Product: phospholipase A2, group IVAb (cytosolic, calcium-dependent)
Exons: 19
Coding region: 380-2629 (749 amino acids)
Biological process (GO): glycerophospholipid catabolic process
Cellular component (GO): endoplasmic reticulum; Golgi apparatus; nucleus
Molecular function (GO): calcium-dependent phospholipid binding; calcium ion binding
Source: RefSeq, a predicted model, not a curated record
GAGAGCAGUAGUCAGAUUUCCCUGCUGAGUCAAAGUCUGACUCUUGUUAAGAGUUUUUCGUAACUCUUUCCAGUUUUUUUUAAACCAACAUUUUUACAUUACAAUCAUUGUUAGUAUACUUGUAUUGAGGGUUCGUUAGACUUUCCCUCAAGCUGUGAUCUGACUGCCGGGUUUGCGUACUGUUUAUCUGCCGAUAAGCACCUCCUUCUUCUCGAGUCCUGCAGUGUUUGAACGAUAUUCUCGAUCAGCAUGACAUAUUUUUCGGGAAUUGCUCUACGGUUAAGUUUCCAAAUGCUCCAGUUCUGGACUGAGAUGUUGUCCUGAGUUAAAGUUCACAUUUUGACGGUUUUCCUUAAAAUUCCUCAACUGACAACACACAAUGGCUUCCAAUAUAGUUGUGGAUCAGCAGUUUUCUCACAAAUUCAUAGUGACUGUGGUUCGAGCCGAGAGCGUCACCAAGGGAGCGCUGGGUGACCUGUUGGACACCCCAGAUCCAUAUGUGGAGCUGUUCAUCCCAACGGCCCCAGAGAGCAGAAAGAGGACCAGGCACAUAGACAACGACAUCAACCCAAAAUGGAACGAGACCUUUCACUUCAUAUUAGACCCUAACCUGCACAACGUUCUGGAGGUAACAUUAAUGGACGCCAAUUAUGUGAUGGAUGAGACACUUGGGACUGCGACCUAUGACAUCACCAAGCUCACCGUAGGCCAGACAAAGAUGGAGCCUUUCCUCAUUGGAAAAGCAACCAAAGUAUACUUAGAGAUGACGCUUGAGAUCUGUACCAAACUGGACUUGCGGUUUAGCCGGGCCCUGUGUGACAAAGAGAAGCAGUUCAGACAGACCCGCAGAGAGAGAGUGAUGCUGGGCAUUAAGAAGCUGCUCGACAUGGAGAAGCCUCUUUUCCUCCCCAGCUCUCCAGAGGAGGUGCCAGUGAUAGCCAUAGCGGGCUCAGGAGGUGGUUUUCGUGCCAUGGUCGGCUUCUCAGGUGUGAUGAAAGCCCUGUUUGAAUCUGGAGUCCUAGAUUGUGCCACAUAUGUCGCUGGCCUCUCCGGAUCUACAUGGUACAUGUCCACUCUCUACUCUCACCCAGAGUUUCCAAAUAAGGGCCCAAAGGACAUCAACCCGGAGCUGAUGAAGAGAGUUAGCAGUAACCCACUGAAGCUGUUGCUGCCCCAACACAUGACCAACUACAUCCAUGCCCUCUGGACCAAAAAGGCUGCUGGGCAGCCUGUUACCUUUACCGAUAUCUUUGGUAUGCUCAUAGGAGAGACACUUCUACCUGCGAGGAUGGACAUCAAACUGAGUAGCAUUCAGGAGAAAAUAAAUCAGGCCCAGAGUCCUCUUCCUCUCUUCACAUGUCUCCAUGUCAAGCCAGAUGUUUCUGAGCUCAUGUUUGCAGACUGGGUGGAGUUCAGCCCGUAUGAAAUUGGGAUGGCAAAGUACGGCACCUUCAUGACCCCUGACUUGUUUGGAAGCAAGUUCUUCAUGGGAACCGUUGUCAAGAAAUACGAGGAGAACCCAAUACAUUUUCUGAUGGGUGUGUGGGGCAGCGCCUUCUCCAUUCUGUUCAACAGAGUGCUGGGAGUCAAAGACACAGUUGGUGGCAGCACCAUGGAGGAGGAGUUAGAGCAGAUCAAACCACAGCACAUCGUCGGAGAAGACAGUCUGGACAAUGACCAAGAGCCACGAAAAGGGGGGACAGAGAACCAGGAUGGAGAAGACGAUCGCACUGCUAAGGCUAGCUGGACUCAGCGAAUGUUCAAGUCACUUUUCAGUGACUCAUCCUUAUUCAACACAAGAGAGGGCCGGGCCGGGAAGGUGCAUAAUUUCAUGCUGGGCCUAAACCUGAACACCAGCAUCCCGUUCUCUCCGGACAGUGAGGUCAAAUGCCAUGCCCCCAUACCUGAGGAGGAGGUGGACGCUGUCACAGACCCAGAUGAGUUUGAUCGUAUUUACGAGCCUCUUGAUGUGAAGAGCAAGAAGAUCCACAUAGUGGACAGCGGCCUGACCUACAACCUUCCCUACCCUCUCAUCCUGCGGCCAGAGCGUGGUGUCAACCUCAUCAUCUCCUUUGACUUUUCUGCACGACCCAGCGACACCAGCCCCCCAUUCAAAGAGCUCCUGUUGGCAGAAAAGUGGGCUCGAAUGAACAAGCUUCCAUUCCCCAAGAUUGAUCCCAAAGUCUUCGACCGUGAAGGCCUAAAGGAAUGCUACGUCUUUAAGCCAAGAAAAGGCGAAAAGAACUGCCCGACUAUCAUCCACUUUGUCCUGGUCAACAUCAACUUCAGGACAUUCAAGGCACCUGGUGUUCCCAGAGAGACUGAGAAGGAAAAGGACUUGGCGGAUUUUGACAUUUUUGACGACCCCGAGUCACCAUUCUCCACUUUUAAUUUCCAGUACUCCAACAAGGCCUUCACCCAACUCCAUGACCUCAUGGAGUUCAACACUCUCAACAACCUGGAGGUGAUCAAAGAAGCCAUCAAGGACUGCAUUGUGUCCCGGAAGGAGAAUCCCUCGUGCCUCUCCCUUCCUUUCUCCCUCAGUGCAAUCCCGAAAAAGAAAUUUCUCAAAAGAGAUGCUAUGGCAAAUCCCUGGGAAAUAACAGUAGCCGGGAAGAAACAAGUGUAA